Phanerochaete carnosa HHB-10118-sp is the source of this 1029-nucleotide messenger RNA. RefSeq lists its product as uncharacterized. The coding region runs from base 1 to 1029 and encodes 342 amino acids. The record is from RefSeq and is a predicted model, not a curated record. Gene Ontology annotation, molecular function: oxidoreductase activity, acting on the CH-CH group of donors, NAD or NADP as acceptor. Lineage: Eukaryota; Fungi; Basidiomycota; Agaricomycetes; Polyporales; Phanerochaetaceae. The transcript has 8 exons.
AUGGCUCCAAUCAAGAACGGCCGCCUUCUUUUCAAUGACGUCCCAACCGGCUAUCCCGAACCGGGAAAGACCACAGUGUACGACGAAUCCCAAACCAUCGAUCUCGAUGGCAUGCCCCUCAACGGCGGUGUGCUCAUCAAGAUCCUGGUUGUCAGCAUAGAUCCAUACUUGCGAGACGCAAUGCGCGAUCCCUCAAAUAAGGGCUACAGUGCUCCGUUUGCGAUAGGGGAGCCGAUCUCCAACUUUGGUGUUAGCGUCGUCCUUCGCUCUGAAAAUGCUAAGGUAAAGCCAGGAGACCAUCUAUUCGGCAUGUACCCAUUCCAACACUACGCCGUCUUCCCCAGUGUUGACCAGUUGCUCCUACUGAAAAAUGAGGAAAAUUUGCCAUGGACUGCGUAUAUCGGCGUGGCUGGUAUACCAGGCCAAACCGCGUGGACAGGUUGGAAGGAGUAUGCGGCACCGAAAAAGGAUGACAUCGUGUUUGUUACUACUGCCUCUGGACCUGUGGGGUCGUUCGUCGUCCAGCUUGCCAAGUUGCAAGGCCUGAAAGUCAUCGCGUCUGCAGGCUCGGACGAAAAGGUUGCCUUUGUUAAGAGCAUCGGGGCCGACGUCGUAUUCAACUACAAGACCACAAGCACCUCGGAGGUACUACAAAGAGAGGGUCCGAUCAACAUCUACUGGGACAACGUUGGCGGAGAGAGCCUCGACGCAGCACUCGCUAACGCCGCGAACGGUGCGCGCUUCCUCGAAUGCGGCAUGAUCUCGCAGUACAACGCGGCACCGUACACGCUCAAGAACCUGAUGGCCAUUGUCGGGAAUUCGCUGCACGUCCACGGCGUUCUCAUCAUGCAGCUCCUGCCCAAGUACCGUGACGAGUUCUACCGCGAAGUGCCCGGGAAGGUUGCCCGGGGCGAGAUCAAGUACAUCGAGGAUGCCAAGCGCGGCCUCGAGUGGGCCGGUCACGCCAUCUCCGACGUGCAGCGGGGCAAGAAUCACGGGAAGAGCGUCAUCAUUGUGAACGAGGAGUGA